AUGGAUGCCCCGUCUUGUUCUAAACGGCCAAGCAAGAAUGCAGUGACUUAUUUCAAAAGUGCAUGGAAAGAAGAAUUUCUUUUCAUUGCGGACGGUGAUCUUGUGAAGUGUUUGGUGUGCCACAAACAAUUAAAUCAAGUGAAAAGGUACAAUGUGGAGAGACAUUAUACCGUGUAUCACGAAAUCGAAUAUAUGUCGUAUACACCUGAGCAGAGACGAGAAAAAAUAGAAGCUCUAAAAGCUCAAAUGUCAAGUAAUGAUGAUGAAGCUGACGACGAACUUUCUAUAAUGGACGAAAAUGUGCUGGAAGUGAGCUACAAAAUAGCUUACGAAAUUGGAAGGACGACUCUCCCGUUCACAGUUGGGGAAAUUAUAAAAAACAGCAUGGCGAUAGCUGCACACCACCUGUUCCCCAGCGAAAUAAAGAAAGUAGAAGCCAUCAGCUUAUCGAGGUCCACAAUUUCCCGUCGUAUACGGGAAAUUGCAGAAAACAUGAUGGAGCAAUUGAGUGAAUGUUCGAAGAAGUUUGUGGCGUAUUCUUUAGCUCUCGAUGAAAGCACCGAUAUUUCAGGCACACCAAAAUUGUCCAUUUUUAUUCGCGGGGUGGACAUUCAUAUGAAUAUUGUUGAAGAAUUGUUAGACUUCUGCGAUAUGAAAGGAACGAAAGGAGAAGACAUCAUGGCAUGCGUGGAACAAUCAAUUAACGACCACGAUUUAGACUGGCACAAUUUGGUGUCAGUAGCAACUGAUGGAGCACCAUCAAUGAUAGGGAGAAAUAUAGGUUUCGUAGGUCGACUGAGGCAAAAAUUACAAAAUUUACCAAUUCCUCACAAUAUCAUUGCGGUGCAUUGUAUAGUGCAUAAAGAAAAUUUAUCCGCGAAAACGAUUAAGUUUGAGUCUGUAAUGACCGUUGUAGUGCAAACUAUUAACUACAUUCGUAAUCACGGGUUGAAACGAGUCCAGUUUAAAACAUUCCUGCAGGAAUUAGAUUCCGAAUAUGGUGAGCUGCCAUAUUUUACUGAAGUACGGUGGCUUAGUAGAGGAAAAGCUUUAGAUAGAUUUUUUAAACUUAGGGAUGAAAUAAAAAAUUUUAUGCAAACGGCAGGGAAACCGAUUCCUCAAUUAGAAGAUAAUAAUUGGUUAGAAAACUUGGCGUUUCUUUCGGACCUCAUUGACCACUUAAACAUAUUAAAUGUCAGGCUACAAGGCAAAAAGAAGACAAUAAUUGAUUUAUUUGAUGCUAUACGGGCUUUCAAGAUGAAGUUAGAUCUUUGGGAAAAAGAUUUACAAUCUGGGAAUACAACCCAUUUUCCGAAAUUACAAUCAGUAUGUACUGCUAGUACUUACGAACAUUAUCCGACCGUACUUCGUGAGCUUUACGACGAAUUUACAGACAGAUUUCGCGAUAUUUUAACGAUGGAAAAUGAUUUUGACUUAAUAUCUUCUCCAUUUUCAGUUAAUUACGAGAACGUAUCCCCACAUUUGCGAACGGAGUUAAUAGAUUUAAGAUGCGACAGAGUUCUAAAAUUUCAAUACGAGAAAAAUUUGCACAAUUUAAUAGAUUUUUACAAGGUUUUACCACGAGAUCAAUAUCCGCAAUUACAUACAACUGCCGCAAAAAUUUUAUUCGAUGAAUGUAAAGCAUGCGGGAAGAAAUUGGCUACGGCUAGAGAAGUCGCUGGAUACGAUCCAUUGGGUAUAACGAAGACCAUGGACAAAUACCGCCACAAGAAGAGACCUUUGUCCGUAGAGGAUAUGGAUAUACAAUGGCUCACCAAAGUAUUCGAACCCUUAAAUUACAACUUUUAA
Messenger RNA from Ceratina calcarata, 1809 nucleotides. Its product is annotated as general transcription factor II-I repeat domain-containing protein 2-like. The coding region runs from base 1 to 1809 and encodes 602 amino acids. Lineage: Eukaryota; Metazoa; Arthropoda; Insecta; Hymenoptera; Apidae. The record is from RefSeq and is a predicted model, not a curated record. The transcript has 3 exons.